AUGCAGCCCGAGAUCGAGCGGGAGAUGCGGCGGAUCCGCAACGCGAUGCGGGCGCUGGACGCCAACGUCAAGAAGCUCGCGGCCGUCAACAACCACAUCGUGACCUUCAACAGCCGCUUCGGCGGCCUCAUGACGGGCAUCUCGCUGCAGCAGUCCUGCAUCGAGCCGCCCAAGAAGAAGGCGCCGCCGCCGUCCAAGAUUCCGGUCCUCGCGCCCGUCAUGAGCGCCAGCCCCACGACGCCGACGGACGCGCCGAGGCCAAAGAAAGCGGCAAAGUCUGCGCCCAAGCCGCCGCCAUCCCGCACCUGGAACUGGCCCAAAGGCGUGCGGUCCAAGAUUCCGAAGAAGUACCAGACGCCGUCCGAGAUGAACAAGGUCGAGCGCAUCCUCUUUGUCCUCGCCGACUCGCUUCGGGGCAUGGCCAUCGGCGACCUCGUCAAGGCGACGCAGGUGACGGUCAUCCAGUGCAAAGAGAUCCUCCAGACGCUCAUGAAGCUCGAGCAGAUCAAGCGCAAGCGCGAAAAAGAGGGGUUUAUCUACUGCCGGGCAUAA
Molecule: messenger RNA, 552 nt
Organism: Saprolegnia diclina VS20
Lineage: Eukaryota; Oomycota; Saprolegniomycetes; Saprolegniales; Saprolegniaceae
Exons: 4
Coding region: 1-552 (183 amino acids)
Biological process (GO): attachment of spindle microtubules to kinetochore
Cellular component (GO): DASH complex; mitotic spindle
Source: RefSeq, a predicted model, not a curated record